ACGUGUAUCGGAAAUUCAGUGUGUUUACAAUUUGAUUUUUUCUUCUCCACUUUACGGCUUACCGCUGCGACCGUCUAACUCACAAACCACACGCGCUGCGGCUUCGCGACGGUUUUGUGCUCGUUCGUUUUUUUUAGUGCCACACGAUCGCUGUAACGGUAACUGUGCGAAUUUCACUGGCCUUAAUCACAUUCAAUUAAUACUACAGUUCACUUACGGAAAAACCGCUAACAGACAUAUCUACACAUCGCAUUCGCGUUUAUUAACAACUACCCAUUAAUCGCAACGAAAAUAAAAAAAUGACCGUGGUCAACAUUAAGGACAGGGUGAAAAACAACAAGCUGAACUUAAGUGGUCUCAAUCUAACGGAGAUACCCACUAAGGAAAUCGCUCCAUUGAAAGUUUCUCAUCUGGACUUAUCCAACAAUAAAAUCACAUCAACAGAUAAUGUUUUUUCUUCAUUACCUGGUCUAGUAAAGCUCGAUCUAUCCAGCAAUCAAAUUAAGAGUGUGGCUGGUGAUAUUGGUUCGUUGCAAAAACUUGCUUACCUGUCGUUAGCCAACAAUAAAAUCAAAGAUUUACCCAAGGGCUUGAGUAAGCUUAAACAAUUGAAACAUUUGAACUUGAGCAACAACCCAUUGAAACCAGAACUGAUUGAAGCCGUUGGACCAUCACAAAAUAAUGCACAAUGCCAGUCAGCAGCUGUCAAUGCUAUACAAUAUUUGAAGGGUGAUUCCAAAAAACAAGAUGACAAACAAAAUAAAAAGAAGGAUAAGAAAAAUAGUAAAGCCUCGCCAAAUGGUGUACAAAACGAUAAGUCAAAAAAUAAAACCAAGCCCAAAAAGAAACCUGCUGGUUUUGUAUCUAAAGUUUUUGGAUUCUUUGGCAUGCUCAUUUCAUACACUCUUUUGUUCGCGGUGUUGAUUGGCUUAUCUUUGUAUGCCUUGUCAUACUAUGACAAGAAAGCAUAUGGUAAUGUCAAGGCUAAACUUUUGCCUGUUUGGGGAUCAGCUACAUCAAAUUUAGAUCCGAAAGUAGCUUCUAAAGUCAACUAUUAUCUGCUACAAGCUGGGACUUCUUUUGAUCGUGCAGUCCACACAAGUAUUGAGGCAUCUAUUAAAUCAUACAAUUGGGUUAAAACAAAUCCAACUGUACAGCAAUAUGCUAAAAAUGUGCAAGAUUCUUUGCAAUCUUUUUGGGAUAGUGUAUUCAAGAAAACAAAAUCUACGUGAUCCGUGAAAUAGAUUUAAAAAAAAACACAAUAAUAUAUUGAUGUGUUUUUUUUUUGUAUUCCAUGUAUCAAAUAUUUGAUAUAUUUUCUCGAAAAUCCCAUCUUUCGUCUCCUAAACAUCAUCUGCUGUAUACAACUAACAAUUUAUUUGUAUGUAUGUAUUAAUUUUUUUUCAUAGAAAAUCAUUUUUGUCCAACUGAAUUACAUGUAUA
Messenger RNA from Melanaphis sacchari, 1443 nucleotides. Its product is annotated as leucine-rich repeat-containing protein 59. The record is from RefSeq and is a predicted model, not a curated record. NCBI's taxonomy places the organism in Eukaryota, Metazoa, Arthropoda, Insecta, Hemiptera, Aphididae. Bases 300 to 1232 code for a protein of 310 amino acids. The transcript has 5 exons. Gene Ontology annotation, molecular function: protein binding.